GCAAUAUGGACGUGAAUCUGUCAGAUGCAGUUCGCGGACAGAUGUGGUAACCAAAAAUGGUGACAAAGAUUACCUUGCGUAUAAUUCGACAAAUGAACUUUCGUUAUGGAUGUCGAAGUAUUUAAAUCAGUUUUAAUUAUUGGUUGUAAUCGUGGUCUUGGUUUAGAGUUAGUACGUUAUCUACUUAAUGUAGAAAAACCUCCACAAUUUAUAUUUGCAACAUGCCGUGAUCUGGACGCAUGUUCAGCCCUCAAAGCUUAUAAUGUUUUCUGGAAUAAACGGAAAACCAAAGUAAAAGUAUUACAACUUGAUGUUAACAAUGACAGUGAAAUUGCAGCUGUUGUAAGCAACAUCGAACAAGAUUUGGCUGGUGUUGGUUUGAGCGUUCUCAUAAACAAUGCAGAGCGUCACACAAUAAAAGAUUUGGACACAUUAUGUCGUGAAGAUAUGCGAAAAACCUAUGAAACUAACGCAGUUUCGCCAAUCAUGAUUGCAAAGGCAUUCCGUUCAAUACUUUGGUCAUUUGUUUUGCAGAGCUCAAAAGACGUUCAGCGCGAACGUAACGCAGUCAUUGUCAAUAUAAGCUCAGUAAUGGGAUCAAUUUCAUGCAAUAAAAGAGGAGGUCAGUAUCCUUAUCGAACCAGUAAAGCAGCUCUUAACAUGGCAACAAGAUGUCUGAGUGCUGACUUCAAAGAAAAUAAGAUUAUUGUUUUUUCUUUACAUCCAAGAAACGUACCAAACAAGAUGGAAAAGCCACUCUCUUAUAACAUAACUGCUCCAGGUAUAAUUAAAUUCAUAUCAACAGCAGACAUUUCUAAAAGUGGUGGAUUUUAUGCAUAUGAUGGCAUGCCUCUUCCUUUUUAAAUUUUCUUGUUUGUAUAAAUUCAUUUAAUCUGUGAGAACUUUGAAAGGAAUUUUGAUUAAAGUGUGGAAUCAUAA
This is a messenger RNA of Xenia sp. Carnegie-2017, 939 nucleotides long. RefSeq names its product C-factor-like. The coding region runs from base 106 to 864 and encodes 252 amino acids. The transcript has 2 exons. The record is from RefSeq and is a predicted model, not a curated record. Lineage: Eukaryota; Metazoa; Cnidaria; Anthozoa; Malacalcyonacea; Xeniidae.